AUGCUACGCUGGCCGAAAUUAGUGCCGGUGUUCCGACGAUGGGCUCACACCGUCCCGAAACAUUUGCAGUCGAUGCCGACCGAGCGGGAUCCACCAUUUUCCAAGAUGGUCGAAUACAGCUUCCACAAGGCCUGUCUGGUGCUCGAGAAUCAGCUGAUCGAAUCGAUGAGCAAAUACCCGACGAUGAGUGCGGAGAAGCGGGUCAGCCGGGUCCAGGCGAUCCUGAAAAUCAUCUCCAGCAACUCGAAUACACUGCAGUUCCAAUUUCCCUUCCGACGCGACAGUGGCGACUACGAGAUGGUUACAGCCUUCCGAUCACACCACUGUCUACACCGGUUACCGGUCAAAGGGGGCAUCCGGUUCUCGCAGGACGUAUGCCAGGACGAGGUGGAAGCCCUGGCCGCCUUGAUGACGUUCAAGUGUGCCUGCGUCAACGUUCCGUUCGGAGGAGCAAAGGGAGGCAUCAUCAUAGAUCCGGCCAAGUACAGCGAGAAAGAACUGCAAGGCAUCACGCGGCGCUACACGGUCGAGCUGGCGAAAAAGAACUUCAUCGGGCCAGGGAUCGAUGUGCCGGCCCCGGACAUGGGUACAACGUCCCGCGAAAUGUCUUGGAUAGCGGAUCAGUAUGGCAAGACGUUUGGCCACCGGGACAUCAACACGAUGGCGGUCGUAACGGGGAAACCACUCAACCAGGGCGGUAUCCGUGGCAGGACCGAAGCCACCGGCAAGGGUGUCUACCUAGCGACCAACUGUUUUAUGCGCGAGGCGACAUGGAUGCGAGAGGUGGGCCUCGAACCGGGCCUGGAGGGCAAGACGGUGAUCGUGCAGGGAUUCGGAAACGUCGGACAGCACGCAGCAGAGCACUUCCAACGGGGAGGCUGCAAAGUGAUCGGUAUUAUCGAACGCGACGUUUCGUUGCACUGCCCGACCGGCAUCGACAUCAAGGCGCUCGUACGAUACAAAACCGAAAAGAAGACCCUCAAAGGCUACCCCAAGGCGAACGCGUUCAGUGGAGAUCUGCUGCUGGAGCAGUGUGACAUACUGAUUCCGGCCGCGGUGGAGAAAUCCAUACACUCCGAAAACGCCAAGCAGAUCAAGGCCAAAGUGAUUGCCGAAGGAGCGAACGGACCAACAACACCGGCCGCCGAUAAAAUACUACAAGAUCGCCGCAUUCUCGUCAUUCCCGAUCUGUACUGCAAU
Messenger RNA from Anopheles bellator, 1200 nucleotides. Its product is annotated as glutamate dehydrogenase, mitochondrial-like. Gene Ontology annotation, biological process: L-glutamate catabolic process. Gene Ontology annotation, cellular component: mitochondrion. The record is from RefSeq and is a predicted model, not a curated record. Gene Ontology annotation, molecular function: L-glutamate dehydrogenase (NAD+) activity. The annotation marks the transcript as partial. NCBI's taxonomy places the organism in Eukaryota, Metazoa, Arthropoda, Insecta, Diptera, Culicidae. The transcript has a single exon.